Anguilla anguilla (European eel) is the source of this 8127-nucleotide messenger RNA. RefSeq names its product microtubule-associated serine/threonine-protein kinase 1-like. NCBI's taxonomy places the organism in Eukaryota, Metazoa, Chordata, Actinopteri, Anguilliformes, Anguillidae. Gene Ontology annotation, biological process: peptidyl-serine phosphorylation; intracellular signal transduction. The transcript has 27 exons. The coding region runs from base 1277 to 6187 and encodes 1636 amino acids. The record is from RefSeq and is a predicted model, not a curated record. Gene Ontology annotation, molecular function: protein serine/threonine kinase activity; ATP binding; protein binding.
CAAGCUCAUAAUCGGCAGGAGAGAUGGAGAUAUGGGUGCGGAAGGGUUAAAGUGACAUCGCGCUCGCCCUGUUUCGGGGAAGUGAGAGGCAGGCAGUGGAUUUGAAUGGAGGGUGGUCUCAAGGGGAAAUACGUUUCCUGCGUUAGGAAAUAAAGCGAAUGGAAAUGUGUCCAGGAUCGAAGAUUAAAAACUAGUUUCUCCCCUCCACUGGAUUGGGCGGAGUGGGAAACGACGCGUCAACAUCUCAGCAGUCCAUUCCGAUCGAGGAAGCAAUCGCUUUACAUGACAAACGUGGAUCUAAAAGCGUCGUUUGCAGGAAAGCAUCUAAAUGUGGUUUCGUUUGUGUUCCUACUGUGAAACGCUGUAGCUUUGAAUAUUUCCCAUAUGUAUCCCAUAUACCCUCUCUCUCUAUCACGUGCAAAAUAUUCAUGCACGUGUAUCAUACGUACAUAGCAACAAGACGGCGAAUUAUGAGGAGGGAAUUUAAUGUCUGUAAACAACUGCACUUACGGAGGACGCAAGCCCAAAUACCUUACAGCUGCGAUCAAUGGAUUAUGGAGUCAUAUUUCUGAGGAUUUCCAACGCUUUAAAUCUCCAAGUGUACGAUGUCAAGACGUGGACGAUGUCCAGACCCAUGACUAUUUCAACGAUAAUCUUAGUUUAAACUGCUUAUUUUACAUUGUGUGUUCUAGGAGCCUGGAUCCCCUGAACAGACUGAAGUCGCGGAAAAUUAACAGAGCGAAGGAAGAGAAUACGGUGGAAGACAAGAAAUAAACGCAGCCACGUAGAGAGCAAUGAGGAUAUUAAACAGAAAAGACUUGGUUAAAUUUGACGCUAUUUUCCAUCUGUUCUAAUGAUGAAAUCAUCAUAAGGAAUGCGAUAUUUCUUUCUUGAUUGUCUACCAUUAAUGAUAUUUAAUCUGUUCUUACGGGGAAUACGGACGAGCUGAAGCAUUUUGACAACAGAGAAUCUUUAACUGUUGGAUUUUUUGUUGUUGAUUUUUGACGAUAAUCAGUAGUUAAGUCCUCCAGUUAUUAUAGGGACGCACCUCCGGACUUGCCCUCUUAGCAGUAUGUAAUAGCUAUGUGAAGUGUUCCUGGUAUAGCUAUGUGAAGUGUUCCCGGUUUGUUUUUUGGCUCAAGCUAAGCGUCGUACGCCCUGAUCUCUCGAGAGACUCCGGGCUGCCGUGCACGCUGAGGAGACGCGCGCGGACGCAUUUGACUCGGAGCCCAGCAGCUGGGGAGCCCUGCCGCAGGUGCUCGUCUGCGCUCGUGACAUGGAUGACUCGGGGAUUAUUCGUCGUAGGAGGCUGCAGAAGGAUCUUCCCCUUCCCCGCAAAAGCAGCAGUUGCCGUGCAAGCAACAGGAAGAGCCUCAUCCUGACCAGCACCUCCCCCACACUGCCCCGCCCACAUUCGCCCAUCCCAGGUCACAUUGGGAGCAGCCCCAUGGACAGCCCCCGAAACUUCUCCCCCAGCGCCCCCACGCACUUCUCCUUCGCCUCCUCCAGGAGAGCAGAUGGGAGGCGAUGGUCUCUGGCCUCACUGCCUUCUUCAGGAUACGGGACCAACACACCAAGCUCGACGUCCUCUAGCUCCUCCCAGGAGCAGCUGCCCUACCAGCCCACCAUGGAUGAGCUGCACUUCCUCUCCAAGCAUUUCGGCAGCACGGAGAGCAUCGCCGACGAUGAAGGGGGACGCAGCUCGCCCCAUUUGCGCGCCCGGUCCCGUAGCCUGAGCCCGGGACGAUCACCCUCCUGCUACGACAACGAGAUCGUCAUGAUGAACCACGUGUACCAGGAACGCUUCCCAAAGGCCACGGCGCAGAUGGAGGAGCGGCUGAUGGAGUUCAUUCGGCGCCACGCCCCAGAGACCACGCUGCCGCUGGCCGAUGGGGUCCUCAGCUUCAUUCACCACCAGAUCACCGAGCUGGCCCGGGACUGCCUGACUAAGGCCCGGGAUGCUGUCAUCACCUCUGUCUACUUCCUGGAGCUGCAGGAGAACCUGGAGAAGCUCCUGCACAAUGCAUUUGAGCGGUCAGAGAGCUCUGAGGUGGCCUUCAUCACUGAGCUGGUGAAAAAACUCCUCUUCAUCAUCUCUCGCCCAGCCAGGCUCUUGGAGUGCCUGGAGUUUAACCCAGAGGAGUUCUACCACCUGCUGGAGGCGGCAGAGGACCACGCCAAGGAGGGACACCUGAUGAAGACGGACAUCCCCAGAUACAUCUUCAGCCAACUGGGUCUGACCAGACACCCACUGGAGGAAAUGGUGAAUCUGGACAGCUAUGACAGUGAGGGAUCCCACACUCCUGAGACGGACGAUUCUGCAGAGGGCAAGAUCAAAGCCAUGAAGCCACCGAGCGAGAAUGACUUUCAGACCAUCAAGCUGAUCAGCAACGGGGCGUAUGGCGCGGUGUACCUGGUCCGGCACCUGGAGACUCGCCAGCGCUUCGCCAUGAAGAAGAUCAACAAGCAGAACCUGAUCCUGCGGAACCAGAUCCAGCAGGCCUUCGUGGAGCGCGACAUCCUCACCUUCGCCGAGAACCCCUUCGUGGUCAGCAUGUUCUGCUCCUUCGAGACCCGCAGGCACCUCUGCAUGGUCAUGGAGUAUGUGGAGGGAGGGGACUGCGCCACUCUGCUGAAGAACAUCGGGGCGCUGCCGGUGGAGCUCGCGCGCAUGUACUUUGCUGAAACUGUGCUGGCUCUGGAGUAUAUACACAACUACGGCAUCGUGCACCGCGACCUGAAGCCUGACAAUCUGCUGAUCACCUCCAUGGGGCACAUCAAGCUGACGGAUUUUGGGCUGUCCAAGAUGGGCUUGAUGAGCCUGACCACCAACCUGUAUGAGGGCCACAUUGAGAAGGACACCCGUGAGUUCCUGGACAAACAGGUGUGUGGCACACCGGAGUACAUCGCUCCGGAGGUGAUCCUGCGGCAGGGCUACGGCAAGCCGGUGGACUGGUGGGCCAUGGGGGUCAUCCUGUACGAGUUCCUGCUGGGCUGCGUGCCCUUCUUUGGAGACACGCCCGAGGAGCUCUUCGGACAGGUCAUCACAGACGACAUUGUCUGGCCAGAGGGUGAGGAGGCACUUCCUGCUGAUGCUCAGAGCCUGAUAUCUGCCCUCUUAGAGACCAACCCCCUUCUGCGGCUGGGCACAGGUGGUGCUGUUGAAGUGAAGCAGCACUCUUUCUUCACUGAGCUGGACUGGAACAGCCUACUGAGGCAGAAAGCUGAGUUUGUUCCUCAACUGGAGUCUGAGGAGGACACAAGCUACUUUGACACACGCUCUGAGCGCUAUCCCCAAAUAAACUCGUAUGAUGAGGACGACACCAAUGAUGAUGAGCCGGUGGAGAUCCGCAAGUUCUCCUCCUGCUCCCCUCGCUUCAGCAAGGUCUACAGCAGCAUGGAGCACCUGUCCCAGCUGGAGCAGAAGCCCCCCUCCUUGGCCAGGCGGGACCCCAAGGGCCAAGUGGAGGAACGGGCAGCCAAACGGGAGAGCCUGGGGAGCCUCACCCUGCGGGACAAGAGCUGGAGGACUGGCUCUCCGGAGCUGGGAGCCCGCAGGAAGCGGCUGUCCUAUUCCGAAUCCUCGUUCGCAGACAGCGACCCCAACUCCCCGCUGGGCGCCCGGCGACGGUUCUCCGCCCUGAUGGAUGUGCAGCGCUUCACCUCUCCACUAGAGGGUGAGGUUGAGCCUCAAGUCAAGGCCAGAGGUUGGUCCUUCAGCCAGGUGGAGGUGAAGGCUGCCCUGCAAGAGGGAGAUGGUACUGCAGCCUCAGACAAGCUGCCCAGACCAAGCGAGACACCCAGUGGGACAACAGUUCCCCCUCCAGUUGCUGUGAGAGGGGACUUGGACCCCCAGGGGUCCCGUCCCACUGGCAGCCUGGCCAUGCGGUGGACGCGACACCAGCAGUUGCCAGGAGACGGGGAGAGGCGUGGCUUGCGACCCGUGACUAAGGUCACCAAGUCCGCCUCGGCGACCGCGCUGUCCGUCAUCAUCCCUGCAGUGGAGCAGCAUGGGAGCUCUCCAUUGGUCAGUCCCUUGUCUCCGCGCUCCUUCUCCUCCGACCCCUCUUCGCGUGACUCCUCCCCCAGCCGUGACUACAGCCCGGCGGUCAGCGUGCCGAGGUCUCCCAUCACCAUCCACCGCUCCGGCAAGGCCUAUGGCUUCACCCUGCGGGCCAUCCGCGUCUACAUGGGAGACAGCCACGUCUACAGCGUGCACCACAUCAUAUGGCAUGUGGAGGAAGGAGGCCCUGCACAAGAGGCGGGGCUCUGUGCUGGUGACCUCAUCACCCAUGUGAACGGAGAGUCCGUGCACGGAUUGGUCCACACAGAAGUUGUGGAGCUCAUUCUGAAGAGCGGCAACAGGGUGACGGUGACCACCACGCCCUUCGAGAACACCUCCAUCAAGAUCGGCCCGGCGCGCAAAGCCAGCUACAAGUCCAAGAUGGCGCGGCGCAGCAGGAAGACGCCAGCCAAGGAGGGACAGGAGAGUAAGAAGCGCAGCUCUUUAUUCCGCAAGAUGACCAGGCAGAGCAACCUGCUGCACACCAGCCGCAGCCUCUCCUCCCUGCAGCGCUCCCUCUCCUCCGGGGACAGCCUUCCCACCUCCCCCACCCAGGGCUACCGCCCUGCCCCAGACUCCACCCAUUUAGGUUCUCUGUCCCAGAGCGCCCCUACUGGCCCCCUGGUGUCACAGCACAUGCGGCCCAGCUCCCUGCAUGGUCUCUCCCCAAAACUACACCGCCAAUACCGAUCUGCCCGCUGCAAAUCCGCCGGCAACAUCCCCCUGUCCCCGCUGGCACAUACCCCCUCACCUGUCAGCUCCCCCCAGGCACCACCCCCUCCCCUGGCCCCUUCCCCAGCAGUGGGUGGCCCUAAGCUCCACCCCUCUCCGCCCCCAGUGCCUAGGGCCCGCCCCAAGAGUGCCGAGCCGUCGCGUUCCCCGCUGCUCCAGCGCGUGCAGUCGGCCGAGAGGGUGGACAAGGAAAGGAAGGGGGCGGGGGCAGCCGGCGGGGGCGGGGCUGCCAUGGCGAGCGCCGUCCGCAAGCACGCCGAGUUCCGCAGGGAUUCCUUCCACUGUGAGACGGGCCUGCAGAGCCUGCAGGAGACGGAGGCGGAGAGCACCGCGCCAUCCGAACUCGCUCCUGUCGCCGAUGGAACAAAAGGGGGCGGAGAGACAGGCAUGCUGCAGCCACCCACAAGGAGACUGGGGAGGCAGGAGUCCCCCCUUAGCCAGGAGGCACUGCUGUUGGUGAGGAGGGAGGGGCCCCUGGGGGUGAUGGGGCAGGGCAGGGGCAGGGCCGAUGCGCUGUCGCUCGUGACACACACACCCCCCACGGUACCAGCGAGCAGCACUCACAGUGGCCUGCAAGGCAUGGACCAGAAGCCCACAGGCAGGGACCCCCCAGCUCAGAAACAACCUCCAGCACCUGCAGAGUCAAAGCCCUCCUCAUCACUGGCCACCCCUACCUCUGCUGACCCAAUGUCUGGAAAGAUAUCCAUGUCUGCGGGCCAGCCUCCAGAAAGGUGUCCUCCAGUCUCAAGCGUGGGUUGCGACCCAAAGACCCCAGAGCCGCCGCCCAGGAACCGGAGGCACCAGGGGGUCCAGACAGAAGCCGGGAUAGCCAGCCAGAAGCAGGAGAGGGGCGAGCAAGACGGGCUGCUGCAGGAGGAAAGGGACAGGAAGGCAGAGUUAGGGCAGAGGAGGCAGGGCCAGGAAAAAGCCACAGUGAUGUCAGAGGGGACUCUAGGGACAGAGAUGGGGAAAGGCACCCAAAAGGGAAGAAUAGGCAGAACUCCAGCAGCAGGGGCAGAGAAACCCUGCCUUACUGGCCCUCCCCCAUCAGGUCCCACCACUGAGAACGCGCGUCUCCUGGAGGCAGUGGAUGAACACGCCCCUGGCCCCUCCCACUCUCCAACUGCCAUCUCCCCUGGCAACGGAAAGUUGCAAGCCACUACCCCAGCAGACAAGGCUGGAUUUGUGAAACAACUCACUGGUGUCGCCGAGGACAUGCUGGGGCCGCCCAAGGCCGGGUCUCAGGAGGGGCCCAAGGGGAAAGACAGCCACAAGGCAGUGGAGGAGAAGCAGGGAUACUCAGCAGGAAAGCCAGAGGCUUCUUCUGGCCCCACCUGCUCAAUUCAGCCACAUAAGAAGGACCUCCAAGAUUCUUCCAAAUUCCAGUCAUGAGAUCUGAUUUAAUGAGAGGGGUGGGUUGGGAAUUGGGCGGGGGGUUAUUGUAUGUUCAGGAACUGUACAAGUUCAAAAAAAUUCCAUCCAUCCAGGUGAAGAUGACUGAAGAACUAGAAUAAUUUCUUUAUACAUGUGUGUAUGUGUGUGUGUGUGCGUGUGUGUGUGCAUGUGUGUGUCUGCUGAUCAAAAUAAGUUAAAAUAAACUGUAAAAGUCAUUUAAUCAAUGGCUUUUCCAUUCUGUAUAUUAACUUUGUACUUGUGUGCAUAUAUUGACUUGCAAUUGCUUUGAGUCUUGGUUAGCUGCGCUAGUCUAACCUUAGCCUUGGUAAGCAAUAUAGGAACAGUCGCCAGGAUAAAGCCAAUGAAUAUAGCUGAGGAGGAGCUUCUAGGGAGGCAUGAGAUCAUUGGAGAGAUUUUUGUGAAAAUAGUGCAAUUCCAGCUCUGCGCAUAGCUUGAGGAUUUAAAUCCCGGCAAGCUAGCUGUGGCUCCGUACACAGACGGUGUUGUCCUUUCCAAAAAUACCAAAGCAUAGAUCAAACUAUGGCUCUGACUGUAGCUAGGCAGACCAAGGGACUGUACAACGUCACCCGUAAUUCUGAGGUGUUUUUCCUUGUGAAGUGUCACCACUGAACAAGGUUUAAAAAAUAAGAUCAAACGAUCAAAGUGUCCAUCAGGAAAAACUGGCUUCAGAUCCUAAAUGAUUUUUAUACUUUUUUGUUUUAAUGCAGUUUGUCUUUUGGAGUAAAUUGGAUCGCUGUAUAAAACAUUAUGUAUUGUGUGCUAAGAUGGGGUACAAUAGUUAAUUUCUCUUUUUGUACUGGUGUCCAUUCCUGGAUGUAUAUAGGUCCAUACUUCUUUCACUGUUCGGCUCUUCCCUUUGCAGCAUUGUUGGUUGCCAUUUUACAUAUGGACUUUCUCAGUUAUAUCACUAUGCAGUCAUUUCAAGUCACUGCUUGAAUGUUUGUUUGUUAUUUAUUUGAGUACAUAAUUGUGACUGGAUAUGAAAGAUGGAGAUGCAUGAAGUGCACUGAGUGGAAAAAGAAUGAAAAUAAAAGAACUGCUGUACUUGAAAAAACCUAGGCCCUGUCCAUUGUAUGUGACAGAUUGUCUUCAAAAAACAGUAUGUUGCUACUGUAAAAUAAAAUCCCAAUAGGCAAACACCUUCAUUUGACUAGUGAUAUUUGGACAACUUGAUUGAUGUCUGAUGUAAUACUGUGAAAAUUGUGGGAUUGCUACAAAUUUCAAAAGUUUGCGGAAGCUGACAUGAAUUUUUUUUCCCUAAAUCAGCACCGUCUAUUUUAAAUAACCUAGCAGUCCCUCUGCUUUAUUCUGUUGUCUCCUGGAUAUAGUUAUACAUCAUGUGUCUCAGAUACCAAUACAUAUUGACAGAGUCUUCAUCUCUGACUGGAGGCCCUCUGUAGAAAUGUGUGGUUGCUCACCCCAUUAUAAACCUGCAGACCAGACGAGGCUUAACAUCUACAAGUCAACAGCACAGGGUGGGCAGCCAUCUCUGAAAUAUGUGCAGGGUAAAUGUUGGCCCCAACAUGAGAAGGGAGAGAAAACUAAAGCCUCAUCUUAUUGAAACUGCAAAAAUUAAGUUUCCAUUGGAGUUAGUGUUGGUGGGGCAAUAGGAGACAGUCUUCAUAUUACAUUACAUAGGACUUUAAUACUCCAAAGAGUUCUAUUUAAGGACACAAAGAGCAGACGUGCUUCUUAUAUAGAUAAUUAGAGCAUUGGUAAUUUUACACAACUUCUAUUCACAUAAUUUUUUGUAUUUAUACAGUGUACCCAUUGUUUGUACCUCAUCUGAUUAAGGAGACUUAAGUCUAAAUGUUCUCCCAUUGUAACAACAUAAUAUGAACAAAAGAAGUGAUUUCACUUGAUAAGUAAAAUUGUAUGAUUGUAUGAAAAACUAUGAUUAAAAAUGAAGAACAAGU